AUGGAAAACAUCCUUAACUUCUGGAUUUUGUGUCAUAUUGGAGACUACGUGGGAAGGAGAAGCCUAAGUUCCCUCACUCUGCCCUCGUUUCUCCCGUCCAGUCAAGCCAGGGUUCCCUUGAGUGAGGAGCCUCCUCUGUUGAGACCCAAGGAAAGGGCAACAAUGAGUAUUCUCCCCGACCGGAUUCCUUUGGCCCCACUCAUGGACAAGGAAAUAUUUGGCACAGGAGUCAGUAUCAAAGAGGAGCUCAGCGGAGAUGUCACCGAAGAGAUGUGGUUGGAAGUAAAGGAAGAGCCGUACGAUUAUGCAGAUGAAGCAAAUUAUGAAGUGAGUGAAGUGAAAGUGAAGAAUGAAUUUCUUUCCAUCAGGGAUCUUCAAGACCUUAAAAAUGAAGCGAAUGAAAAAGACUCGUGUGAUAUUAUUGAGGAUUGCAACACCUUGUCUAAAGCAUCAUUUGUGGCAGAGGAAAAUGAGAUAAAAUGUUCAUCAGAAGAGAAUGAAGCAAAACAUAAGGAAAAUCAUAAAGAUAUUACACAAAGAAAAGUGGAUAGGAAAUUGAAGUCUUUUGUAUGCGAUGUAUGCGGCAAAAUUUUCUACAGAAAGUCAUGUAUACAGAAUCAUAUGAGAGUACAUACAAAGGAGAAACCAUAUAUCUGUGACAUUGCAAAAAAGCCUUUUCUGAGAAAGGUUCUCUAG
Molecule: messenger RNA, 696 nt
Organism: Penaeus vannamei (Pacific white shrimp)
Lineage: Eukaryota; Metazoa; Arthropoda; Malacostraca; Decapoda; Penaeidae
Source: RefSeq, a predicted model, not a curated record